Molecule: messenger RNA, 1680 nt
Organism: Ramularia collo-cygni
Lineage: Eukaryota; Fungi; Ascomycota; Dothideomycetes; Mycosphaerellales; Mycosphaerellaceae
Product: probable UTP7-U3 snoRNP protein
Exons: 1
Coding region: 1-1680 (559 amino acids)
Biological process (GO): maturation of SSU-rRNA from tricistronic rRNA transcript (SSU-rRNA, 5.8S rRNA, LSU-rRNA)
Cellular component (GO): small-subunit processome; 90S preribosome; nucleolus
Molecular function (GO): protein binding
Source: RefSeq, a predicted model, not a curated record
AUGGCGGCAAUGGAAACGAGUAAUCUUGUGCGGGCUAAUGGGUCGGUCAAGGUGCAGCGCAAAAAGGGCCCAACGGCCAAACUGAGCGCAGAGCAAGAGGCGACGAAGAAGCGGCAGCGCGAGGCUAGUCAGCAAUAUGGGCGAGGUCAAGGUUUAAAGACCACGGGCAUCAAGGACAAAAAGCUGCGCGGAAAUCUGCGUGCUCUGGAGGAGCGGUAUCAAGAUGCGGCGCUCCAGGCAAAAGAUGCGGAAAUCCUGCUGGAAAACGAGUUUGGAUUCCUCGAACCCGAAGGCGAAUUGGAGCGGACGUACAAAGUUCGCCAAACAGACAUCAAGAGCGAUGUGGACGUAGAGACGGCCAAGAAAGGCUUCGAGUUGAAGCUGACGGAACUGGGCCCAUAUGCAUUUGACUACACGCGGAAUGGAAAGGAUCUGCUUCUGGCCGGGCGCAAAGGCCAUGUUGCUACGAUGGACUGGCGGACGGGCAAGCUAGGAUGCGAACUGCAACUUGGAGAGACAGUACGCGAUGCCAAAUGGCUACACAACAACCAGUACUUUGCUGUGGCGCAGAAAAGGAAUGUCUACAUUUAUGAUCACCACGGGGUGGAAAUCCACAAUCUCGACAAGCUCGACGACGUCACACACAUGGAGUUCUUGCCAUAUCACUUUUUACUCGCAACCAUUGGGAAUGCUGGCUGGCUGAAGUGGCAAGAUACUAGUACCGGAAAGAUGGUCAUGCAAUUGAGCACCAAGCAGGGAACGCCCACUGCGUUCGGCCAGAACCCUUACAAUGCCGUGGUCCAUGUGGGACACCAAAACGGAACCGUCUCACUGUGGUCUCCAAACACAACUACGCCAUUGGUGAAGAUGCUGUGCCAUCGCGGUCCGGUUCGAUCCCUUGCUGUUGAUCGUGAAGGAAGGUAUAUGGUGAGUACAGGACAAGACAUGAAGAUGGCUGUCUGGGACAUUCGAAACUUCAAGCCCGUACACGAGUACUUCCUCCGACAGCCCGGUGCAAGUGUCUCGAUCAGUGAUCGGAAUCUCACCGCGGUCGGCUGGGGUACGCAAACCACAGUCUGGAAAGAUCUCUUCUCCAAGCAUCGCUCCGAUAUCGACCAGGUGAAGGUACAGUCCCCGUAUAUGGGCUGGGGAGCACAGGGUCAGACGGUCGAGCGUGUUCGCUGGUGUCCUUAUGAAGAUAUUCUUGGAAUCGGCCACAACCAGGGAUUCUCCUCAAUCAUCGUACCCGGAGCAGGAGAGCCCAACUUCGACGCUCUGGAGCAGAACCCAUACGAGAAUACCAAACAGCGACAGGAAGCCGAGGUCAAAGCUCUGCUAAACAAGCUGCAGCCCGAGAUGAUAAGUCUGGAUCCUAAUUUCGUGGGUAAUCUGGAUACUGCUUCACAUGAGCAGCGGCAGCUGGAGAAGGAUUUGGACCGCAAGACUGGAGCGGAGGCUGAACGUGAAAAGAUUGAAGAACUGAAAAACCGUGGCCGAGGCAAGAACAGCAGCUUGAGGAAGUACAUCCGGAAAAAGGGGAACAAGAAUGUGAUUGACGAGCACAAGACUCGUGUCAUGGAACUAAGAGAGAAGCAGCGCCAAAAGGCCAAAGAAGCCAAGGCUGGAAAAGAGGCGGAGUUAGGCCCUGCUCUUGCGAGGUUUGCCAGGAAGGCUGGGUGA